GAAGAGGACAUUGAAGAUGAAAUACUCAGCAGAGAGAAAAGGAAAUAUCAUCAGACAUCUCAACAAAUUCAGGAAAUUUUAGAUGAAUUAAUUGAUGGAGUAUUUAGCAGAGAGAGCAGACCUGAUCAUCAGACAAACAUAGAAAAUUCGGAAAUUACAGAGGCAACAUCAAGACCAUCCAUAAAAUAUCUAAUUUGGAAAGGCAAAUAUUUUGAGCACUUUCAUUAUGUUUACAGUCUUGUGAGGGAUUGCAAGACUCGUGUUGAAAAGCUGCUUUCAAAGAAUGAUCUAGCAUAUCCAAUGCCUAAAGAUGUCAUUGUCAAAAUAGGGAUAGUUUGUGACUAUACUAAAGAGAAUGUUAACCUAAUAUCGAAAAGACCAGGGAAAAGUCAGCUGUCGGAAAAACAAAAUACUUGGAAAGCACUCCCACUUGUUUGCUUUGAAUGUGAACCAUCCUCCAAAUCAAAAUUGACGAAAAAUGCUUUGCGUCAGGAAAAGGCAAGACACAAGAUCUUCAUUAGAUCAAAUACCUUUUGCGAUAAUAAGGAGGAAGACGAGGACAGAGACGACAAGUCCAUCAUUAGCGUGGGUCAGGACAAAGAUGAAAUUGAAGAAAUCAUCACCUCUUGCUUAGAGGAACCGCUUCAUGAGAUGCUUCAAAAAUGGUCGGAGGAUCUUAAACGUGUAUGUUUCACGGAAAAUGCAUCGGAUGUUAUUGCGGAAAUAGAGGCUCUUCGUAACAAGUUGUUGCCUACCAUUAGCAAGAAGACAGAUGUACCGUGUACUGGUACAGGAACUAUUGUUCCUGACAAUGUGAAGGAUUACUUAUUUAGGAGGCCUGAUGUCAACUCAUUUGGUGUUUGGAGUAAUUCAUCAUUCAAAGUAUUUGUCAAGAAAACCACCGAUGAAAAGGAGCUGAGGGAUGAAUUGAUGAUGUUAAAUGAAACAUUCCUCCAAAAAUAUCAACUAAAAAUAGGAAUAAAAAGAUGGUCAGAAAUGCACACCAUGAUGCAAGGGGACUCAAUUCAUUCAAAAGAUGAUUUAGCUGGAACCCUUGGAGGGUUUGUUACAAAAACUAACGAUGAUCAGAAAAUAUAUGCAUUGACUUGUAACCAUUUAUUUCCGAGAAAAAAUUUGCCUGCUUAUAUAAAUAAUUUCGGAGAAAUCGGUGCGUGUGUGUUUACCACUAGGGACAAAGGGUGUGAUUUUGCUGCCAUUGAGGUAAAGGAAUCAUGUUUAGAUAUAUGUGAUGUGGCACUCAGAAGAGACGACAAAAAGAAAACCAAUGCGAAAGUUUAUUCCAACAGCUUAGAAUUUGAAAACAUAGUGCAUAAGAUAGGAGCAACAACAGAUGUGACAAAUGGAAGAAUUUUAAGUCCCGAAUUUUAUUUAAAAGUCACAGAAAAGUGCAAUCGAGAAAACAUUUUCCUCGUGAAAGGCACAGCCGGGAAUUUUUCAGAAGAAGGUGAUAGUGGAUCGCUUGUAUUUUCCAGACCAAAUCGUAUACAGCAAAACUAUGUCAAUGUCGUUGGUAUGGUAUACGCCAAUGACCUUACAUUGUACGAUGAUGACGAGGACGAAGAUGCUGAAGAUCAGAGCAAAAUAUCCAAAUGUUCUCAGGAAGAAGGUACUCGUAACAACGAGGUAAACGUUGAAAAUAAACCAUCAUUGAUCAAAUUUGAUACCCCUGACAAAGAAAACAAAAAUGCGCCUGGUGUUGAACAGGAUACAAAAGGUAUUUCACUUUGUUGCCGCAUACACACAGCUCUUGAACUUUUUAAAGAAAAUCAGGGCGACGAUUUGGAAGUAAAAUUUAAAAAUGACUUAUCAUCAUCCCUACCUUUAUCAUCGUCGUCAUCUGAAUCGGAAGAUUCAAAUGAAGAAAACAAUUGAUUGAUUACAAACGAUGCUUGGUUUUUUUCGGUGAGGUGAUAUGAUGUUUAAGGAAGAUUAGGACACGUUUGAGUUUUUUAUGCAAAUUAUUGUAACGGUUGAAUAGAAGGACGCAUUGCCUGUGAAAACAAAGCACUAUUAACGAAAACAUGUUCUAUUAGGUGUUAUUUUUGUACAUUCAAUUUUAUUUUGUUUUUUAGUCACUAUAAUUGUUUUUAACCACUUUACAACUCUAACAUUCAUUCCGACAUUAAUUUCCUAUCACUCUAAUUUUUUUUUUUUUUUAAUUUUUAUUUGGUUCAUAUUUUGGUAGGUUUUUUUUAUGACUAAAUAGAUAAACUUGAACAAACUGACAAUUCAUUUAAAUUUAUUGUUCGAAAUCUAUUUUUUACUUUAUGUUACGCUGCGCUAUGUUGAAGUCUAAUACUUAUUUUUCUGUUUCUCUAUCUAUCAUCAAUGAAGCAGAAUAUACCGGAUAGUUUGUUGUUUUGACACAAUUAGGCUCACCUUUUUUUCAUGCAGUGCCUUUGAGUUAAAUUUCGUGAAUCUAAGCGAUAAAUUCUAUAAUAUAUCCUUUGUAGAGACUAUUUUUAUUCUGUAGGUUCCUUUGAUUCAUAUUUCGUCCAACACGUUAUCUUCAACCAAGAUUUAGGAGUGUAAAUAUUUAAGAACGUUUUUAGAUAAAAAAAAUAUAAUAAUUGGAAAUGGGUGUCUGAAAUACAGCUUACUUUAGUUUGUCUUAUCAUGUUCAUCUUUUUAUCAGAGAAUGUCAGACAACUGUGUUAGUGAAAUGAUCUUUAACUUUAAUUGUACUUAAGUUCUAAGUACAGCAUUUAACAAGAUACCCACAACUUGACUUUCUUGUGUCAAUUCUAUACUUUCUUAGAUUGUCUUACCAACAAUGUCUAAUUUUUAUGACUUUAUAUAAUUAAAAAUUGUAUGUAGGAUUGAACUUGAACAUGUAUAAGACACUUGAACAAUGUUAAAUCAAUGUUCCUUGUCCUCAGUAUUGCACUUGAUAAUGAUUUACUGUUCCUUUGACUUUCUGUUUUACCUCAUUCUGAUUCAGUAUAAUGUUCUAUAGGGAACAAAAGUGUACAUCAUAUACUCACACGAAUAGAAUUUGCAUUUGUUUGACCGAAGCUGUAUAUAAGAAAAUGUAUUUUUUAAAAAGAAUAGAGUAUAAUUUAAACGUGCAUUUUGAUCGCAAAUUAAGAAUCUUUAUGCAUUAAUAUUAAGGAGUUAAUGAAAUUUGUGAAUUAGUAAUUACAUAAUAUUUUGAAACAUAAAUAAUCCACAAAGUUUGCAAAAGCUACCAAGUCCUGUUGUUUUAUACAUGUAGAUUAAAGAGAUUGAAAUGAAGUUGUCAUAUCAUUAUUUCAUACCAAAGUUCAUGUGACUAAUAUUGUCCUUAUUACUGAUCGCAUUGUUUAAAUAUAUAAAUUUUUUAUGCACAUUUAUUAUAUUUGUUAAAUGUAUCUUCAACAGAUCUCUUAUGUUCUUAUUUACCAAAAUUUACAUUACAUGUACAAUUUAAUGAAUGUAUAUAUAUUUUUUUGUGUUGGUGGAUUUUAUAAGUUCUGUAUAAUUGA
Magallana angulata is the source of this 3485-nucleotide messenger RNA. RefSeq lists its product as uncharacterized. The annotation marks the transcript as partial. The transcript has 8 exons. The record is from RefSeq and is a predicted model, not a curated record. NCBI's taxonomy places the organism in Eukaryota, Metazoa, Mollusca, Bivalvia, Ostreida, Ostreidae.